AUGCCGCCGAGUGGGCGCAAGCGUCGGGACCGCGGGGUGCAGUUCAUCCGGAGCAACCUCGAGCUGCUGGGCUUUGGCAGUCGGCGCGACGCGCUCGUCCAAGCUGUCAAGGAGCUCUUUGAGAACGCACUGGACGCAACGCAGUCCCUCGGAGACUGCGACGUCGUAUGGGCCGACGCGCCGCUCGAGCUCCUCCGGGUCCGCGUCGCGCUGAACAAAGAGAGGGAAACGAUUGACAUUGUGUGCGCAGACACGGGCUCGGGCAUGCGCGCGCACCAGGUCAAGCUUUUGUGCUGCAGCGCUUUCGAGACGACAAAGGUGGACAGAGAGGGACACGGAGGCCGUACGAGCGGGAAAUACGGACUAGGGCUCAAGGCCGCCAUGCUGUACAGUCAAUUGCACGCGAGCGACGCGUGUUUAAAGGUCGCGACAACGUCUCAGUCCGACGGGAUCUUGUACGUGCAGCUCCGCAUUGAUGCGGACUCUGAGGAGACUGCAGUCGUGAAGCAAGUGAUGCAGUUUGUGGUCAACGAGGAGCAUCAGCACUUUUCCGGGACGGAAGUGCGUCUAUCUGUUCCAUGUCCAGAACAGAUGAUGGACCUACAGAGCGCCGCCGAGACACUAGCCAUGUACUUUCAGAGUCUGCGGUACACGGCGCCGCCGUUUCUUGGCGUGCAGUUCGACUUUAGCGUCGGGGAAGUAUCCAGGUCAAUCACCUGCGAGCACCGUGAAGAGCCGAUUGACCGGUUUGCUGCUGACGUGGGCGCAAGUGCAGACGAUGUUGUGUAUGCUGUUCACGACUGGGAAUCGGUCUCGAUCAGCUGUGUGGCGCUCAUGCUUGGAGACGUGCAAGUCGGUGGAACCGAGCCUGACAUGGAGAUCAGUCUGCUUCGCUUUGCCAACCACGCUCCGCUGAUCAAUGGCGAGGACUUUUUUCUAUGCGGAAUCACCAAAGGCGUCUGCACGGCGAAGCUGUGGAAAAAGUUUGGGCUUCGCUGCCAGCGAAAUUCCUCAAAGCUCGCGAAUCAGCUAAUUGCCACGCCGUUGCGGGCCACGAUGCAACGGGAGGACGCAGACAAAUCCCGCUCCAAUCGGCUUGUCGUAGCUGUCGACAUUUGUAUUGCAGAUACUGCAGUCGGAGAAGGGAUUAAGUAUGGCAGCUUGAGGAAGAGCACAUUGGACGCGUGCUACGCAGAUGGGGUGCGGACUUGCUGUCAAAGCAUUUUGCAGCAACUCGCCGACGAUGGACGCUUGUGCUCUCCACAGCAACGACAAGAUCACGACCUGGUCGAGAAUCUGGCACCGUUGAUCGCAAAGUCGCUCACGACUAUUGCCACGCAAUUCAACGUGCAACAAUCUGUCGACAAGGCGUCGUCGCAGCUUGAACGUGAUUGGCAAGGGCAAUGCAAUGAGGGACUUAUCCUGCAAGAGCUUCGAUCGGCCCUACAAAACCGGUAA
Hyaloperonospora brassicae is the source of this 1458-nucleotide messenger RNA. NCBI's taxonomy places the organism in Eukaryota, Oomycota, Peronosporomycetes, Peronosporales, Peronosporaceae. The record is from the annotation of a GenBank genome assembly.